CUCCGGCUACCGCAGUGGCAUCGAACGGUAACGCAUGCUUCAGAGAUCAGGAACGCGCUCGGCCAAGUGCCAAAGCUUCUCGUGCGUCCCCCUCGGUCUCUGACUCUGCCUCAGUAAGGCGUAGGGUUCUCCAAGGCAAAGUUACGAGCCAAGCCCGCGCAACCCGCAAGGCCGCGUCGAUCACCGCGGACGCUUCCCCGGAGCCACUUGUACCAGAAGUUAAGAAACUGCGCAAGCGCAAGGACCGAUCACCGACAUAUGUAAACGAGGCCAAAACGCAGAAGCUUGGCCAGUGCACGCGAGACAAGAUGUCAGCGGCUGCGACUCUGGUUUCGACAAGAGCUGGUUUUUCUUGUGAAGUAGCGAAGGAUAGCACACGUGACGAGAACACAGGCACCCAAACCAGCACGAGCCUUGACAACAUCGGACCAUCACAGUCCUUUCCGCCACAGCGAGUGUCGACAGGCGUGGAGCCGUUUUCUGCAUCUGUUUGCCGCGCACUACCGUCGGCUGUGAUGGGAGGAGGUCGUCCACAGGCUCCUCGAUGCUCGGCUCAGCAGCCGACGACAAGGGCUGUCCCGAACUUGACUGCAAGAAAGAAGGCUCCAACUGCAUCGCCGUCAAAGACGACGGCAGCAAGUGCGGGCGCUGCUCCUGCAACGGCAAGAAGGAAAGCAACAGUUCAGAUUCCAAGCCCGAAGGCGAGUCGGGGAGUAAAGUUUCCGGCGAGGAUACCAGGAACACAAGCACCGCGGCUACAGUUGCCGCGGACGCGAGUUCGAACAAGCCGGAGGCUGGUUCCAAACCGGACGACAAAUCUCAGUCCAAACCUGACGCAGCUUCUCAGAGCAACGAAGGCUCAGGCAGUGGCGUUGCAGCUAGCAGAGAUCGCAAUUCUUGCGCCAACUGCCCGGAGCACUGCAUGGUAACCAUGUUUAAAGGCAAGUGCACCGGCUGCGUUUCAGUGGACGACGUCAACGCAGAGUGCCACUGACCGGAUGAUAAGUUUCGAUUCGUGCUGUCACAAUCCAACUUGCUUUGGGGAUUGCCGACUCUCAUGUGUGUAUAUUCUUUCUCAUGCGCGGUGAACAGCGACAAAUAAACACGGUUCAAAUAA
Molecule: messenger RNA, 1117 nt
Organism: Dermacentor silvarum
Lineage: Eukaryota; Metazoa; Arthropoda; Arachnida; Ixodida; Ixodidae
Exons: 2
Coding region: 545-994 (149 amino acids)
Source: RefSeq, a predicted model, not a curated record